Messenger RNA from Thlaspi arvense, 1489 nucleotides. The record is from the annotation of a GenBank genome assembly. Lineage: Eukaryota; Viridiplantae; Streptophyta; Magnoliopsida; Brassicales; Brassicaceae.
AAGAAAGGCUGCCCAUGUGGGCACUUCCAAAUAAAUCUCCAGAAUCGAUGCUUCAAAUACAUUGGAUGUUUACUAAACAACACAGAUAUGAACAAACACACACCCACAAAGGAAAAUCAGAAGACCCAAUCUUAGUUAUAAACACACAACUUCUCUCUUUUUAGAAUCUACUUUUUAACUUUCUCUUUUUAACUUUUGCAAUCUCUUGCCUGAAAACGAAAUGGAUCUUGUAAGUUCAAGUGAAUCACUUAUCGAUGAUCUUCUUGAAGAAUACUGGUUCUUUGAGAACUUAUUUACCAGGAGAUCAAGAGUCUUAAGGUAUUGUCACUCAGAUCCCUACCCUUCUUCUUCUUCUUCUUCUUCUUUGACUUCUCCUGAAAAAAUGAGAGACUCGGAGCCGAGGAAGAUUCUAGACGCUUGCACGGGGAGGUGUUUGAUCAGGGCUCCUUCUAUAGAUAGAAGAGAAGGCGGAUCCGAGACGAAGCAGUUCUCUGAAAAUAUUGGAGUUCAAGAACCGAGACAAGUUGGGUCAUUCUUGCAGAAUAAGGAACAUUUGACUCUUCCCAAAUCCGGAUCUCGUUCAGCUCCAGGGAAGAUCCAAGAAGCUUCCACAGAGCGUUGUUUGAUCCGGGCACCUUCUUUGCCGCCACGGAUAGACAGAAGAGAAGUGGAUUGCGAGGCGAAGAAGAUGAUCAAUAAGCUGACGAGACAGUUCUCUGAGAAGAUUAGGGUUCUAGAACCGACAAGACCUGGUGAGCGUUUCUUGCAGAAGAAGAAAACUGUGGUUCGAGAGAAAGGGAAUAGUGAAAGGAACAGGACGGGAGGUAGUAGUGGUACUAGUGUCAAGAUUAGUUUGCAGAGAACUCAGACGAUGCCAAAUAACAUGAGAAGAGAAGAAGACGAAUUUGAAGAUCAAGAAAGCGAUUCAAGAAUGGGAUUCUUGAUCCGCGAAGCCCUCGCUAGUUCACAAAAUGCUCCGAAGGUGUCAAGCAAUCAAAGGCAGAGACCACCAAGAAACUUGAGAUCAGAAGAAACUUUUAUGGUCAAACAAGGAAGCUCAAGUCCCAAAACGCUGCGUAAAACGUUAAGCAGCAUAGAAACAACAAAAGAGAUUCAAAAUCUGAAAGGUUCUGAUGACCAAUUGAUCGAGCAACGUGUCAUGUCCGGAUUGGCUACACCGCCUAGGGUUCCUAAGGAUUCGAGGAAAGAAAUGAAGGACCAGAUCAAGUUCUGGGCUCGAGCCGUAGCUAGUAAUGUCCGACAAGAGUGCUGAUGAUUGUUUUUAAUUACACUAAUUAACUGUGUUUUUGUAUGACACUACUCCGUACAUAUGAUUCUUAUCUUGAACUCCUUUGUGUCUUUUCUCUGAUCCUCCUGAAAUAAUGAUAUCCUCUGUUUAUGUGAUGAUGCUGUUCUUUCUUUUUUUUUGGCAAGAAGAAAGUCAUGAUUAUGAUGAAGAAAAGGGGUUGAGAGAAAAACAAUAAGGAAG